AUGGCGGAGUUUGCGCUCUCCAGUCGCAUGAUAGGCUCCAAACUGGCUCUUCUAGUUCAGGGCAUCAGAGGUGCAGCUGGAAGGAAAUUAUUUAGCACGAGUGCACUUUUCACCCAUCUCUCCCUCCUCGUGUCAGGUUGUGCAUCAGGAGACAUUGAGAAGAGGAUUGUUGGGGAGUAUCGUGUCCAGAUAGACUCUGUUCAGGGGGGCAAGACCUGCAGAGGCGCUCUGAUUAACACCCGCUGGGUCAUCACGGCUUCUCAUUGUGCCGAACGGACUGCCAAAGUGAAGAUUGGCUUAAAUAACCAAGUACCAUUUUUGAAACAAGUUAAAGUUUUUUUAAAAAAUUUUUUAGGAUCCCCCCAAUAUCUUGAACGGGACAUUGAUCCUAAACAACAGUUUACCUUCAAAGAAGGUGAUCAACCCCAUGAUAUUAUGCUGAUAAAACUGAACUCCAGAUUUUACAACCCCAAGAAUUUAAAGUGUGCUAUGACUGAGAUAGCUCAGUGUGGAGAGAAUGAUAAACCUGAUAGUAAAUACUUUAGUGAUGAGUCUACCACCAUGUGUGCUCAUAAACCUGGCGUGGAGUCCUGUUUUGGUGAUGCUGGUACAGCUGUGGAGCACAACGGCAUUUUACAUGGAAUAAUUGUCAGUAACCCUGUUGAUAAGUGUGCAAAUCCUGUUGUAAUGCUGAAUAUUUGUCACUACAGACAGUGGAUUGCUGACACCAUGCGGAACAAUCCAUGA
This is a messenger RNA of Neolamprologus brichardi, 747 nucleotides long. The record is from RefSeq and is a predicted model, not a curated record. Lineage: Eukaryota; Metazoa; Chordata; Actinopteri; Cichliformes; Cichlidae.